Molecule: messenger RNA, 2063 nt
Organism: Aegilops tauschii subsp. strangulata
Lineage: Eukaryota; Viridiplantae; Streptophyta; Magnoliopsida; Poales; Poaceae
Product: glutathione transferase GST 23
Biological process (GO): glutathione metabolic process
Cellular component (GO): cytoplasm
Molecular function (GO): glutathione transferase activity
Source: RefSeq, a predicted model, not a curated record
AUUAUUUUCAGCCGUGUUGUGAGCUCGCUGCAGAAACGAGAGAAGCAAAGAUGAGCGAGGCGGUGCCGGUGAGGCUGCUGGGCUCCUUCGGGAGCCCGUUCACGCACCGCGCGGAGGCGGCGCUCCGGCUGAAGGGGGUGGCCUACGAGUUCAUCCAGGAGGACCUCGGCAGCAAGAGCGAGCUGCUGCUCCGGCACAACCCCGUCCACAAGAAGGUGCCCCUGCUCCUCCACGGCGAGGACGACGACGACGUCCGCGCCGUCGCCGAGUCGCUCGUCAUAGUCGAGUACGUCGACGAGGCCUUCGAGGGCCCGCCGCUCCUACCGGUCGACCCGCUCGCCCGCGCCGCCGCCCGCUUCUGGGCGCAGUUCGCCGCCGACAGGUGCUCGAGGACGCUGUUCAAGGCGCUGUGGACGCCGGAGGGCGAGGCGCGGAAGGGGUUCCGGGAGGAGGCCAAGGAGAACCUGGUGCUCAUGGAGGCGCAACUGGAGGGGAGGCGGUUCUUCGGAGGCGACUCCAUAGGGCUGCUCGACAUCGCCGCCAGCGGGCUCGCCUGGCUCCCGGUGCUGGAGGAGGUCGCCGGCGUGGAAUCUAGCAUGAUGCGCGAGGAGGAGUACCCUGCCCUCUGCCGGUGGCGCGGGGAGUAUGCUUCCGAUGAGGCCGUGAAGAAGUGCUUGCCGAGCAGGGACGAGAUGGUCGCCUACUACGCGGCUAUGAAGGACCGCUUCGUUCUCCUUGCCAAGUCAACGCACAAGAAGUAAGACCAAAAUUGUACCGAACAUUGUUGCGUCUGUGGUGAGUUGUGAUCCAAAACUUUGCAGAAAAAUUAUUUGGCCGUUGCAAUAACUUUGACAAAUGAUUCCAAAAACAAACAAACUUUGACCAACAAUUACUAAAGCAUAUCUACGUGUGCUCUAAAUAUUGCACACCUAAAUCCUUUGUCAUUGAUUUUACGUUAAGAUUUGUGUAAAUAUUUUUUUUUGUUUUUUGCUUUUUUCUUUCUGUUCUAAUUGAGUCACUAAGAUGUAAUAAUUAAGGCACAUCUAGAUGCCCACUAGACAAACUCUUACUAUAACUAUAUGCGGAUUGUCUGAUGCAAAACUGGUAAACAUGAAAAAAAUUGGUACGUGUCAUCAAUCCUGUAUCCUGUACAUUACGUAUUGCUGAAUAAAUUCUUGUUAAAAUAAAUGGAUUUGCUAAUUCUCAUCUAGAAGAGAAAAUAACACGAGUUAAUGCACCAUUCGUGCUUGAAAUCGGCAUGGAUGAUCAUUUUGGUGUCUACAGUUGUGGCAUACAGAAAAGUGACGCACGGACUUAACUUUCAUGUGUAAUAAAAUGCGUUCGUUGUCCAUAGAUGUUAGUUGCGCUGCAGUAGCAUUGUAUUUCUGUUGGCAUGCGUGUGAUCGUGCCAACGAGACACCAGGUGCACUUGCAGUGGCUUACACAAUAUGUGUCUUUACGACCGUUGGGUCCCACCUAUCAUUGAAUGGCACAAAGAGAAAAUCCAAAUGAAGAAUGAUGACAUGUCCUUUGGGGUUCGAAUGAGCAACCUGAAGACUACCUGCCCUAGGAUUAACAACUCUAGCCCACGCCCUCUGAUGUCUACUAGUGGUUAGGUCCCGUCAUUAUGGCCCACUUCAGCGAAAGCUAUAUGCGCGUUUCUCCAUCUUAAAGAAAAAAAACUGACCUUCAUCUCAAUAUAAAAAAACUUUCUCGUAUCACGUGAACAUCAUAUCCAUCUCAAAAAGAAAAAGAAAAGCUUAAAAAAAUUCUCAAAAGGAAAAAGGGGAAAGAAAAUCCCACUAUCAUCAUCCAAAAAAUAAUAUCCAGAAAAAUUAAAAACUUCCUCAUUACGUUCAACCACACGCGCCAUGUGGAAUAGAGGGUUGGCAGCUCUUCUCGUCCGCCUUAAUGGGACCAAUAGCUUUUUUUUUAGAAGAACUAAUGGGACCAAUAGCUAGUCCAUGAGCCAAGCACUCACAUAAUAGGGCAUAAAUGGGCUGAACUCAGUAUGACCCUUUUUCCCAUUUUAGUUUUUCUGGUAAAUUUGUAAAAUAUAUAUG